GUCCGACCGGAUUUCCUUGUUUACAAACGUAUGUUAAAUAAGCUCCAUGGAUGUUAUGUUUUUAACUUUAAUGGUUUCUUUGCUAAUGUUUGUUUGUAUUCUAAAUUAUCAUUUAUCAGAGACCAAAGCCUUUCUAGAAUAAGAAAUAAAUCUUUUGGUGUCAGUUGAGGACGUGGGAUCAUAAAGUCAGAUUGACUCGUUGUCUUACAUACGGCGUCCUCGCGGGUGUUCAAGUAUCUCUUAUUGACAACUCCAUAUCCAAAACGUGUCAGAAAGGCUUGUGGGCCGAUAGAGACUGGCUCAAUUUAACAAUGAUUGUGGAUACAAAAGGGGAAGUAAUCACUCCAAGAUCAGUCAUGACUGUGUCUUUUCGAGAACGGGAAAGAAUUGGAAAGCGUGAAAUUGAGGUGUGCUCGUUUGUCUAUAAGACCGAAUGUUUGGUGAAAAAAAUUCAUGGCUGUUUCUGUUAUGAAACAAAUGGAGAGAAAUACUACAUCCAAUACAUCGAAAUAGCAAAGUUGCAAUACAGCAGAAAUUAUGUUAUCUUCAACAACGGAAAGCCUAAUGAAACGAUGAUUCUUCCACCUAUUGUAAAUGAUAAUAUAACCGUCACCCUGGGCCUAAAUAGAGAACGUCCUUACGACAUCACAAACUCCAACUGCAAUUAUACUUUCUCAACCACUUUACUACAAUCCAAUUUGGAUUUCUGUGUCUGGGGACUGAGCUAUCCAAAGCUACGCUAUGAUUUUGGCGGCUCGGUUGAUGACUGUCUUACCAUAGAGUUUGUUAAUGUUAAUGAGACUAUGUCACUUUCUGUCAAGUAUGAGGAUAGUUGUAACCGCAGCAGAAAGUUCACAUGCUAUGUUUACGUGAUACAGUAUAUUAUAACCGUGAAGACUACGACUACAGCCAUUUUCAACAGCACAGUACCAUACAUUGAAACACCACAGACAGAAGCGACCAGGUCUGCCUUCUCCGUGGCCUCAAUUCUGUUAGCUCUAAUUGUUCUUGCCGUCUGUUCUUUCGGCCUCUAUUAUUAUUAUACACAUUACUACGAUUCGGGAACUCAAGGGGAAGAUGAGAAUCAAGUUAAAGAAACAGAGUUGGACAAAACGGACGCAGAAACGUCAGGCAAUACCACCGACAUAGUGUCAGUCAAAAGCAAGAUUGAACCAUUUUGAAGCUGUUACCUUAUAUAGGUCAUAGCAUUGAAAAUUGUCACAUCGUUAAGGUCAUUGCAGUGUCAAAUUCUCUUCUCAUCAAGAUCAUAGCACUGUGAUGCUUCAUUCGGACAUAAUUCAGUAUCGCCGCGAUGGUUUGCUCUCAGCUCUAGCUCAACGUCUAAUUGUCUCCCCUUUUGUGAUCCUAACAAUCAGAUCUCUGUUGAUAGAAGCUACACCGAUUCCCUGUUAUUAUUCAGGCAUACAUGCUUCGUUUUAGAAAGAGCAUAAUCACAGCUGUACUUUCACAGAUCUGCCAUUAACUUAUACAAUAAUAGGUUUUUAUUUAUAUCUUCUAAAACUUAGGCUUUUAAUAUUCAAUUAUGAGAUGACACAUUUCUCAUCCAUCACGCAUCGCUGAUCAAUAUAUUUUUUUUUAUCCAGACACCUCAUAGACUCACUGAUGAAUAGUUUUAUCAUGAUACAUCUUUGAUCAUCAAUCAUAUAUCAUUGACAAAAGAACUGACAGAUUAGAUUUUUUUUUCGCCAUCUGUAUCCACGCUCUGCAUAGGAAGGAGGUGUUUAUUGUACUAGUAUUUUUUUUUCUUACAAUUAGUUCUUUUUCUCUUACUGUCUCAAAUAUAUGUAUAUAUAUGUGUGUGUGUGUGUAUACGUGUGUUGAUACUUUAAAAGCGCCUUUGUAAAGCUGCUGAAUGAUUCCUAGUAAAUUGCUAUAAAAUCUCUC
This is a messenger RNA of Biomphalaria glabrata, 1905 nucleotides long. RefSeq lists its product as uncharacterized. Lineage: Eukaryota; Metazoa; Mollusca; Gastropoda; Planorbidae. The transcript has 10 exons. Bases 312 to 1181 code for a protein of 289 amino acids. The record is from RefSeq and is a predicted model, not a curated record.